This is a messenger RNA of Hydatigera taeniaeformis, 294 nucleotides long. The record is from the annotation of a GenBank genome assembly. NCBI's taxonomy places the organism in Eukaryota, Metazoa, Platyhelminthes, Cestoda, Cyclophyllidea, Taeniidae.
AACAAUGUGGCCGAGGUAGCCUCCACCAAAAACACUCUUCUCAUUGAACCGUUGAUGGAUUUCUUCAAUAAAAUGCUGAGUCACUCAAGCAUUCAAAUCAGCUACUUCGCCGCUGGAAUCGUCUCCCACCUCGCUUGUCUUCCUGAUGAGGUGUGGAUCUCCGCCCUGCAGUACAAUAAAUCCGAGUUUAUUCGAGUGUUGGUGAGUUGCUCUCGGUUGCCUGUACUUACUACCUACUUGAAGCAUGAGUCGCUGUUGAAGGUGUCACGUCCUCCUCUCCUUUUCCCUUUUUGA